AUGGCGGGGUGGCUCAGAACAAUGUGUGCACCUGUCCGGACCAGUGGAGCGGAGAGACGUGCUCAGAAGUCCAGAGUGAUACAAACUGACCAACAAGCCAAACUCAUCUCAACUCUUAUUCAUCUCAUCCUCUUAGAAAACUUCUGCAAAGGUGGACUUGUGGAUAAUUUCACAUUCAAAGAUACACCCAUCGGCUGGUUCGCUUAUUCUGACGAAGUCUGUCCCACAGGAACGAGUGGUGCUGGUAAACCAAAGGCUUCCACCAGAUGUUCCAACAAGACCGGAUCACUUGGUUUGGACCGUCCGCUGCAGCUGCUCCAGUGUGAUCAGACGCUCAGCAACAUACAACUAAAUCUCACCAACGUGGCUGAUUUAGAGACACUGGCGUCCAGCACACAAAUUCUGACGUCCAGACCUGGAGAGCUGACGGCCGACAACAUUACGACCGCAGCUCAUAUCGUCAACACGCUGCUGCUGUCUCCUAACGCCACAGAGAGCGUCAGGGUGGCAGCAGUAGCUACAGUCAGUCAGCUGCUCAACGCCAGCACUCCAGACACCGAGGAAAACAACGCCACUCUGGGCCUGACGCGGACCCUGGACCAGCUCUCUGUGAACCUCAGCACCAACCUCAACAACUCUCAGUCUCAGGUGGUUCAACCAAACCUGGUGGUGCAGUCAGCACAGGUCCCUGCGUCCGACAAUCAGGGCGUUCAAUUCACCUCUCUCACGGGUCAGUGGUCCGGACCAAGCCGACCAUGA
Seriola dumerili (greater amberjack) is the source of this 759-nucleotide messenger RNA. RefSeq names its product adhesion G-protein coupled receptor G7-like. Bases 1 to 759 code for a protein of 252 amino acids. Lineage: Eukaryota; Metazoa; Chordata; Actinopteri; Carangiformes; Carangidae. The record is from RefSeq and is a predicted model, not a curated record. The transcript is spliced from 6 exons.